AUGUCAGCAGCAGUCAGCAAAACCGUUUGUUAUUUAUCGUGCCCUUAUCAUAAAAAUUUUCGUAAAAAUUUUAUUAUAAAAAAAAUCCCCGAAUCAAAUUCUCUAAGUCAUAAUUUUCACGAUUGUUUUGGUCUUUUUGAUAACGAAAUAACGGCUUAUGAAAUUAUAUUGCCGGAAUACGUGAAAUACUUGAACAAUAAAUCUCGAUAUAGCGAAACUAAAUAUGAUUUAUGUUUUCCAAAAUACAACGGACAAUGUCGGUCGUUUUUAGUUCUUCAAGAUUUGCUAACGGAAGGUUAUCAGAUGGUCAAUAGAAUAAAAGGAUUUACUAAAAAUGAAUGUUCUCUCAUUCUCCAGGAAAUCUCAAAAUUUCACGCCGUAUCGAUAGCGUUUAAAAAACAAAACGAAAAAUUAUUUCAAAAAAUUAAAAAUAAAUUAAAAGAAACCGUUUUCCGGGGCGAUUUUGUCGACAACAUCAUGGGAGCCAUUUGGGAAAAUUCUAUAAAAUUUGCAAUAAAAAGUUUAAACGAAUCAAAUAAUUUAAAAUUGAUAAAAAUAUCGGAAAAAUUAAAAUUUUUCUCCGGUAAAAUAUUAAAUACGUUAAUUGAUUUAACGAAAUGCAAUUCGUCCAAAUUUGACGUCAUCUGUCACGGAGAUUUAUGGAAUAAUAACAUAUUGAUAAGGUAUUGUGAUUUAGGUUAUCCGAUCGAUGUUAAAUUCAUCGAUUUGCAAGCCAUGAGAUAUGGUUCUUGCGUUUUAGACGUUAUGCACGUAUUAUUUACAAGUUCAAGGCCGAAAGUACAAGAAAAACAUUUGGAAAUUUUACUUUUCGAAUAUUACGACAAUUUAUGCGAAAAUGCUCAAAAAUUGGACGAAACCCUCGAAUUCUCGUACGACGAAUUCAAAAAUGAACUCAAAGAAAAAUUAUAUUUCGGAGUAUUCGUAUCUUGCCUCAUGUUUACGUGCAUAACGAAGAAAUCAGGGUCGGAAGAAGAAACGCCGGAUUUAGAUUACACUUUGGAAAAUUUAAGGAACGAAAUACAAAUAGAAAGGACGUACAAAACCUUGAGUUUAGAAUAUCACGAAAGGAUUCGUAGAUUAUUUUUAACUCUCACGGAUUUUAAUUUGAUUUGA
Molecule: messenger RNA, 1134 nt
Organism: Pediculus humanus corporis (human body louse)
Lineage: Eukaryota; Metazoa; Arthropoda; Insecta; Psocodea; Pediculidae
Exons: 4
Coding region: 1-1134 (377 amino acids)
Source: RefSeq, a predicted model, not a curated record